Clonostachys solani is the source of this 1059-nucleotide messenger RNA. The record is from the annotation of a GenBank genome assembly. Lineage: Eukaryota; Fungi; Ascomycota; Sordariomycetes; Hypocreales; Bionectriaceae.
AUGGGGACAUCAGCCGAGACUCAACAUCAAACCCGCAAGCCAAAGGCGCAACCCGACAAGGACCUUGGCUCCUCCAAAGGCCAGGCCAAAAAUUAUCCCAACUCUCAAGCUGGGACUUCCAACUCCAUGGCCGUGCCCAUUGACAUUGGUGGUGCAGCGACCCAGAGCUCUCAGCGUCGCAAACCGCUCGGCGCACCAUACCCCUCCAACCAACAAAGCCAAAGUCCAGUGGCAUGCAAGCCUAGUACCGCCGGUAGUCUCAAGGGCGUUCCUUUACCACGAACCCCCAACAGGUCGACCACCCGGAAGAAGCAAGCUUCCUUCAGCAACCAUAUCAUCAUACACAAUGUUAAUCCUGAUAAUGCUAUUGACUCCGACUCUAAGGGUGACUAUAUUGAUGAGAGCGCAAUUGACGAUGAGGAUGACUCCUCUGACUGGGAGGACUCGAUUGAGGACAGUGGCAAGUCUAACGUUGACGACAAGUACUUCCAGCGUGUUGACUCAAAGGUCAACCUCACCUCCAGGAAAUCCCUCAUCACCCUGAUGCUCACACAGACUGAAGACCGUACAAAGGGCCUCAGCAACCAUGCUUCCCAGUCAACAUCCGCUAUCCCCCAAUCGCGCAAUCGCAAUGGGCCUUCCUCUGCUGCCUCUCCCAACGACUCUGACGAUGCUCCCCUCAUGAUGAAGGAUAACAGCCAGAGUCCCAAAAAGCCUACCCCGGAGAUUCCCGAAUCAAGCGCACAGCCCAUCCCCAUCCCCACCGCCGCUCGCGGCAAUGGUCAAGGCGCUCUCUCACCUCGAACAACUCGUCGCAAUAUGCUUGGUACAGAGUUGACCGAGUCCCUCCGCCGCCACCUCCUGUGGGAGCGAUCUCAGAAGUCUUCCACUGCUAAUGCAGUUCUCAAGAGACGUCAUACCUCACACGAUGUGGCCAACCUGAACCAAUUCUCUGAGAAGUCUUGUAAGAAGAAGACUGAAGAUGUCAAUGCCAGCAGCUGGAACCAGUACUUUGUCAUCCAAGAAAUCUUCGAUGGAUACCACUCUAAGGGCUGGUAG